Molecule: messenger RNA, 4553 nt
Organism: Erpetoichthys calabaricus (reedfish)
Lineage: Eukaryota; Metazoa; Chordata; Cladistia; Polypteriformes; Polypteridae
Gene: susd1
Product: sushi domain containing 1
Exons: 19
Coding region: 387-3854 (1155 amino acids)
Molecular function (GO): calcium ion binding
Source: RefSeq, a predicted model, not a curated record
UCGCUUCGUAACAGUUGGCACUGCUGAGGCGCUAUAUAACAAAACAGAAAACCACCCAAGUCUUUUCCGCUACACCCGCCUGUUUUAUUAUUGGGAUGGCGCGCCGGACAGAGCACAGGGUGGGCACCCGCGUACCCAAAAAUAGCGCAGAUGGCGUCUACUCGCGUGACUCGGCACUUUCCGAACUGCAGGCGCCGCGCAGCACUUUUAUCUGACCGCAGAGUUAACGGUCGUUCAUAAAAGUGAGCCGCUGGCAUCGUCCGCACAGACCACUCUGAGCCACUGGCACUUUGAGCAAAGCUGAUGAAGAAGCAAGGAAACCUGGGACGUGCAGCCGACAGUGAGGUGAGGAUACAGCGGGAAGGAGAUGCGCACGGAAAGCUGACAUGAACGGCGUGCCGGAGCUGCCGCGGAGUGCUGGGGCAGCGACUGCCGUGCUGCUGCUUCUGGCGUCGCUGCAAGUGCAGAAAGUUCAAAUGUUGAUAACCACCCCACCAGAUAUCUGUGCCACCUGCCAUGAAAAUGCCACAUGCAGUGAGAAAGAGGAUGGCAGCGGCAAGAUCUGCAUUUGUAUGUAUGGGCUGAUAGGGAAUGGCCGAACGUAUUGCCAAGACAAAGACGAGUGCAAGAUUUCAUCUCUAAUCUGUGGUGAACACACUGUUUGCCAUAACACCUAUGGGAGCUUCUACUGCACCUGUCUCGAUGGAUACAGACCCUCAAGCAACACAGAACUAUUUAUACCAAAUGACGGCACACACUGUGAAGACAUCAAUGAGUGUGACAAUCAAGAGAUUUGCGGAGAUGGUGGAUUCUGCCACAAUUUCAAUGGAUCCUAUAACUGCACAUGCCAAGAAGGAUACAGUGUACAAAAUGGAAGCGAGCCAUUCAUCCGGCAUGUUGGUGGACCUUAUUGUAGAGCUGUUGACUGUGGGAUGCUGCCCAUUGUUAAGGAUGCUGUCGCUCCAGUUGCCUCCACCACAACCUACAAAAGUGCUGUGCGGUACACCUGCCAGAAGGGAACUGUGUGGAAAAGUGGAAACAACACUGCCAUAUGCAUGGCCACAGGGAUGUGGGGUGGCCCUACUUUGGUGUGUAAAGAAAUAGACUGUGGUCGUCCUCCAGCAGUGGCACAUGCCACAAUAGUUUGGACCAAUGGGAGUAGGCUGGGCAGUGUGGCGCAUUACCAGUGCAACCCUGGAUAUCACAGCGUUGGAGGAAGGAACUAUUCCAUGUGUGGGUUACAUGGCUUAUGGGAGGAGGCUUCUUUAUCGUGUAAUGGUGAGAGUAACAUUUCUUUAACCAAGUGGCAAUAUCAGUAUGGGUACCUCCCAGUUUGGUCUCUGGCCUUAUCCUGUCUGUACCCCAGGAGACCACCCAAACAGGAACCAGAAAUCACCUGUGUUAAAGCCUCUCUUUUCACCCAGACUGCAACUUGCUUUGUAGAAAUGGACUGUGGGCCUCCAGCUGUGCAUCCAGGAGCCACUGCUUGGUGGAACAGCACAAGGCCUGGCAGCUUGGCCAUCUAUCAAUGCAUGAGAGGCCAUUAUGAAGCUGGAGGAAAGAAUUUCUCUACAUGCUUGACAAACGGUUCCUGGGACAAUGCAUCUUUACUGUGUAAAGAAAUAGACUGCGGUCCUCCCCCAUCAGUGCUGCAUGCCUCAGUAGUGUGGACCAAUGGGAGUAGGCUGGACAGUGUGGCACAUUACCAGUGCAGCUUUGGAUAUCACAGCAUUGGAGGAAGGACCUACUCCAAGUGUGGGAUGCGCGGCAUCUGGGAUGAGGUUUCUUUAUCUUGUAAUGGUGAGAGUAACAUUUCUUUAACUGAAUGGAAAUAUCAACAUGGGUUCCCUUCCUGUGUGGUUUCUGACCUUACCUGUCUGAACCUCAGAAGACCACCCAAAUACGAACCAGAGAUCACGUCUGUUAAAGUCCCUGUUUUCACCCAGACUUCAACUUGCUUUGUAGAAACUAAUUGCGGGCCCCCAGCUGUGCAUCCAGGAACCACCACUUGGUGGAACAAUACAAGGCCUGGCAGCGUGGCAAUCUAUCAGUGCAUCAGAGGCCAUUCUGUAGUGGGAGGAAAGAAUUUUUCUACAUGCUUGACAAAUGGUUCCUGGGACAAUGCAUCUUUACUGUGUAAAGAAAUGGACUGUGGUCCUCCUCCAGUCGUGUCACAUGCCUCCGCCAUUUGGGAUGGCAGUACAAGGCUUGGCAGUGUUGUGUUUUAUGAGUGCAAAGAAGGAUUUCGUCAUGUCGGAGAGCGCAAUUUCACUGUGUGCACUGUGGAUGGUGACUGGGAAAAUAUCUCCUUAGUAUGUGAAGAAAUUUAUUGCAAAGUACCGCACCUCAUCCAGAAUGCUAAUCUGUUGUGGGAUGGUAGCAGACAUCCUGGAAGUUUGGCCUCAUACCAGUGCAAAGAAGGCUUCUAUUUCAAAGGCAGCAAAAAUUUCUCAAUCUGCAAUCUAAGAGGAAUCUGGGAUAGCAUUUCUGGGGAAUGUAAAGAGAUUGAUUGUGGCCCUCCUCCAUCCCUGCCAAACAUAACUCCACUGUGGAAUGACACUUUGGAUUUGAGAUAUGGAGCUGUGGUUUAUUAUCGCUGCACAGAGGGCUUCUACCAUGCAGGUGGGGACAAUUUCUCUAUGUGCGCAGCAAAUGGCUUAUGGCAGAUGACUUCCUUGCUCUGCAAAGAAAUCAACUGUGGAAAGCCUGCCUCCAUUCCUCAUGCCACUGUGUUGUGGAAUCAAGCAUCUCAACUGGGCAGCAAAGUUUAUUACAAAUGCCAAGAUGGAUUCUUUACACAUAGCAAAAAUAAUUACUCAAUGUGUGCAGCCGAUGGAAAGUGGGGACAAUUAAACUUUACAUGCAUAGAAAUUGACUGUGGAAUUGCACCCUCCCUGGCUAAUGCAGCUAUGACAGCAUCCAAUGGCACAGUGUUGGGAAGUGUGGCCCACUACCAAUGCAAUGAAGGCUUUAUAAAUAUGGGAGGAACCAAUGUUUCCAUUUGCACAGGCCAAGGAAAAUGGCUAUUGGCGACAUUAAUUUGUGAUGGAAUCAAAGAAGCUUCCCCUGUCAUCAGUGACCUUGUUAUUUUUGAUGAAAAAUGCAUAAAAUGGAAUGCACAGCGAGACAGAAGAGCAAAUGAGACAUACAAACUCCAUUUGAAAGGACUCCGUGUUUACCAAGAGGGAUUCUUGGAAGAAAUAGUGACUAAUUUCACUUCAUCUGAAGACUCACCAGAGCUCUGCUUGAACCUUCAUCCAGGAACUAACUAUUCCCUUCACAUCACUGCCUUGUCCACAGGGAUUUCCACACAGGCAUUCCUAAGUACAGAGAUAGGAGAUCCUGGAGUGCCAGAAAUUGUUUUCCCAAUAGCAGAAGAUCCAUUGCCUAGCUUCACUUUCCGAAAAAUGGCUGAUAUAAAUGGACCUAUAAGUCUAUACCAGGUAAUUGUUGCAUCUCAGGACAGAUCUUUGGACUUUGACUGUGGCUCCCAUAAUAUACCAAAUUUCUACAGCCAAGAUGAGAAUGAGCAGAUCUAUUUGGCAGCAGAAUUCCAUGCUGAGGAUUUAUCUGAAGAAGUGGUAUUUCUGAUUGGCGAUAGACGCUUCUUUGGGGAAUACUACAAUGCUCCUUUAGAUAAGAGCAGAGCUUACGUCAUUAUCCUGCGGGUCAUUAGCGAAUGGAAGCAGGUGCAAAAACAGUCCUGUGUCUUUUGGGUGCAGACUAAAGGUCCGUCAUACACCACACAGCACAUCACCAUCUUGGCUGUCGGCUCUGGGGUGCUUGUUGCAUUCUUUGUGUUCCUCGGCAAUUCCUUUGUGUGGUAUUGUGGUAAGAAGUAUCCUUGUGGCUGAUGGAAAUCAUCACUGACCAUCUCUCAUGCUGCUGCCCUGGGGUUACAUUACGACAUGAAGUGGAAUCAGAUCUAUGCACAUACUGUGCUUUCAUUUUUCACCCUUUGACUAACAUUCCUCAGAGAAGUGUCACUAAUGAUUGACAGCCACCAGUAAUCUUCAUGUUUUCCAGUAAUUCCAGCUGCAGGUCUUCUACCAGGGGUGGUAAUAAUGGACAUGUACAGUAAGAUGAUCACCCACUCUCCUCUUGUGUGUCUUAUCAGAGCUUUAGUUUGACUCACUGCAGCUCCCCACAAUGUGCACAAAAUCAGACAUGCAGAUAACACUCCGGUAUAGCACAAGUCUGUGUGAUUACCCCCCACAUUGUGCGAAACCAUAUGAGAGGCCUGAUGAUUAGUGCUAAAUUAGUAUUAGUAAGGAACAAUGGGUUCCAUUGCCACUGUAAUUAUUAUUAUUAAAUAUAAUUUAUUCAUUUCCUUUUAUUAUUACUUCUGCAAAAUUAUAUGUUAAAAUCUGCACAGAAAUCACAAUUACUGUCUGGGAGCGUAGUGUCAGUGGGUAUCAUAGCCUCUUUAUGCUACAUUUUUUUAAGGUAUCAUUUACUAUAUCUUUUAAACUGAAAUCAUUAUCUUGCACUGUAACUUGUACAUUUAACUUUGGGUCUGGGUAUCUUACAUAUUAAUAAAUUUUACAGAUAAU